UGAACGGAUGAUGGAUGGAUUUAUCCGCGGGCGCCAUCUUCUGGUCAGAACCGGGAGUUCAUUCAGCACGACCAUCACAGUGCAUUAUGAACUUCUUGAGUGUACAUCAGUUGUUGCAGUACCUUAUGAUUGAAUAAGUGCGACACCACUACAAAUUGCUGUCCUCAAAAAUCACCAUAGAGCGAUUUCAGACACAGCUCUUACCUGGCAUAUACUAGAAACUUCCAGGCAGAUUUAGUGACUGGCGAGUGGGAUGAGUUGAAGGCUGUGAUGGAGGGAGAUGUUCUCACUCUACGAACAGGAGAAACUGAGCUUGAGAGAAUCAGUGAAGCAACAUGGCUUUUAAAAAGGGGUGAUCGAACUGUCCGUAUCGCACAGAUGUAUCAGGGUUUUGAACCCUUUUAUGAGGAGGGACCAGUCGGCAGAAUGAAAAUGGACACAAAGACUAGAGCGCUGACCAUCAGGAACAUCAGCUCUGGUGACUCUGGACUGUAUGAAGUUUCUCUCCACAGUGGAUCCAUCUAUGAGAGGAGAUUCAAGGUUGACAUUUAUGGACCUGUUUCUGUACCUGUCAUCAUGUCUCUAGAUAGUGUAAACCAAGCUAACGGUACAUCAAUGUGGCCACAGAAGACAGAGGAAAUAUGCUCUGUGUUCUGCUCUGUGAGAAAUGAUCGAGACGUGUUCAUCUCGUGGUAUAAAGGGAGUGAAAUGGUGAAUCAGACCAACAAUCCUGAUCUCAGCAUCAAGCUCAGUUUACCAUUAGAGCUUCAUUAUAAUGAUCCAGAGAUCUACAGCUGCACGGCUGCAAAUCCAGUGAGCAACAAAAGCAUCAGUCUUCACAUGAACAAGAUCUGCCCAAGACAUGAAGAUUGUCUGGAUCAUUGUGGCGUCACUGAAGCUCUGAUUCGACUGGUCUGGUCUGGUGGGAAUCGCCACUGUUUUCCUUCUGGUUGAUCAUGUGAGGAUCUCCUCAUCUCAGAGAAGAGCUGCUGCUGCUGUCUUCCACUUUCUUGUCUCGUCGAUGCAUCAUGUAUCAGGACCUCAUUUAGACUGUCCUCAUCUGCCGAACAAGGUAUCCCGUCCUCCUCCAUCCUGAAAGAUUCACCUGUAGCCUGUUCACCUGCUAACUGUAAGAAAAUGAGAGUUUUGCAUCAUUAGUAACUGUGCCAGUAAACUGACCCUCAUUUGUUAUGCAAAGCUAUUAGGUUCAAUAAUAUGGAAGUAAACUAUACUUACACUUUAAUAGUCUUUUUAAUGAUUUACCUGUCUAUGCCAAUUGUGUAAUAUCUAUUUAAUAUCUUUUUCGAUUGGUAAUUGAUUUCAUUGAGCAUAAUUUAAGCAUUCAUUAUAACAUGGUAUUAGCUCAAUUUAAAAAUUACAUUGACAGACCUAUCAAAAGUAUAUAAAAAUGUAAACCAUGUAGACAAUACUCUGAAUACAUUUCUUCUAUAAGGAUGAUGUUUUCUAUUUCUGAAUUAGAAAUGAUUUUGACACUUUUGGGGGGCUUAAAAUCAUGGCAGAUUGUGGUUAUCAUCGUAAGACUAAUGAAGAUCAACAAUGAUUCCCUGAUUACAGCAACAGACUGUUAAGUCCACAACAGCAUGAUGGUUUCUCAUGCAGUGUCAUCUGAGGGCUCAAAGGUCAUGCACAUUCAACAGAAGACAUACACGGACUGAGAUUUCCCUGAAUUUUUUUUUACAAUAUUAUGUAUGUUAAAUGUGAAAGAUUCAAAUUCCUUAAAAUCUUGUACUGAGAAAUGUGAUUUUUGAAUUGUUUGACGAUUCUCUCAUGACAUUUGGCACAAAGUGGUGAGCCAUGACCCAUCUUUGCUCACAAAGACUGAGAAGCUCUUUUACACCCAAUCACAACACCCUCACCUAUUACCAAUUCACCUGCUCAUUGUGUGCUGUUUAAAAACAGUUUAACUUGGAUAUUCUAUAGUCUUUUCACUUUUAUUUUGCCUCUGUCCAAACUUUUUUGGAGUGUGUUGCAGUCAUCAAAAUCAAAAUUUGUUUAUAUGUACAAAAUACAAUUAAU
Megalobrama amblycephala (Wuchang bream) is the source of this 2037-nucleotide messenger RNA. RefSeq lists its product as uncharacterized. The record is from RefSeq and is a predicted model, not a curated record. The transcript has 6 exons. Lineage: Eukaryota; Metazoa; Chordata; Actinopteri; Cypriniformes; Xenocyprididae. The coding region runs from base 271 to 954 and encodes 227 amino acids.